ACCUUCUCUCUUCAAAUCCAGACAAAAGGAUCCGCGGCGGCGCGCACUGAGCCGAGCAUCUGAGCACCUUUGGAGACACCACGGGUUUGAUCCGUAGCGCAAGAACGCACCGGCACACCGACACGCACGCCCUCCAGGUCCACCUGAAACCUUCAAGCCGGUUAAUUGACCUGUUGGAAGGCCGAGGAAAGAGAGUCUGAGCCCCGGUUCAAUCGCAGCCAGAACACCGUGUUCCCAUGAUGUCAUACCUGUGGAUUCUGCUAUUAGGAAGCCUGCUGGCGGCAAGCGCCAAGGCACAAGAUGAUGUAGCCCCAACAGAGGAGGCAGCAGCUCUUGAGACCCCGGCCCCUGAAGCAGAUGCAGCACCAGAGGUCAAUGAAGAAACCGCUGAUGACGAUGAAACUGACCAUACAGCCGAGGAAAUACCAACUGAGCCUGAGCCUGAGCCUGAGCCCGAGCCCGAGCCCGAGCCCGAGCCCGAGCCCGAGCCUGAGUCCGAGCCCGAGUCCGAACCCGAGUCUGAGUCCGAGCCCGAGUCCGAGUCUGAGCCCAAGUCUGAGCCUGAGCCCGAGCCCGAGUCUGAGCCUGAGCCCGCUGCUGACCAUGAAGAUGGAGUCGAUGAACCAGUGACUCCUGCGGUUGAAGACGCAGAACCAACGACAACUGCCCCUGAGGAACCAGAACCAGAACCAGCAGACACUGAGGCAGAAGCAGCUGCAACACAAGAGCCUGCAGCUGAUCCAGAGGUUAAGGAUCCAAAGGCUGAGGAACCAACAGCUAAUGGAGAGGAGGAAGCUACCUCAAACAUUGGUACAACACCUGCUCAGGAGGAGAGUGGACCUAAAGCCACACCAGCAGCAGAUCCAGCUGUAGCAGAUGAGGGAACACUUACUGAUCCAGCUGGUGAUGAAAAUGUAGUACCACAAGUGGAGGUCAUUGUCCCCACAAUUACAGAAGAGAUUGUUGCUAAGGUGAAUGCAGAUGUAGGAUUUAACCUGGAAGAUGCUCUGGCAGGAGGAGAGAAUGCAGUGAACAGCCAAGGACGGAGCCGUUCUGGGGCACAUGUUGCUGGUGCCAUAGGAGAUGCAGACAAACCUAAACCAAACGAGGCCAGCUCCAGCCCAGUAGUAGGCAUCCUGGUUGCAAUUGGUGUGGCUGUAGGGGGAGCAAUCGUUGGAUACUUCACCUUUCAGCAGAAAAAGCUGUGCUUCAAAAAUAGACAGGAAGCAGAUCCAGAAGCUGCACGCAAAGCGGAUACAGCAGAGGCUCAGGCAGAUCCCCAGGUCCUAAGCAACCUGCUGAACUCCUCCUAGACCAGCAAUGAUCGCAUGACUGCCUAGACCAACUACUGGCAAGCAAAGUGGCAAUCUCACUGUUAGGCUCUAUCUUUUGCAGAGCUAAAUUACUGUGAGGCCCCAGAGUAGGGCUGUGUGCAUGUGUAUGUAUGUGUGUAUGUUGGUCUGUGUGAGCCUGUGCGUGUCUGUAUGUGUGUUUGUGCAAAUGUGAGUUCAUUCUUGUGUGGGUUUGUGUGUUUGUGUUUGUGUGUGUGUGUGUGUGUGUGUGUGUGUGUGUGUGUGUGUGUGUGUGUGUGCAUAUAUGUGGGAAGUAAAUAUAUGUGAACCUUAGGGGUUGUAUGAUUGUUAGAAUAUAGGAAUGUAUUAAAUGAUUGGACAAACUUUCUACUUUGAACCAAAUCCAAGAUUUUUUUAAGAGUGGACAUUAAAGGGAUUACAUCUCAAAUUAACCAUAAAGUGGCUAAAUUAUAGAACUGCCGUUUUUAUUUUAUUUGUAUGGCUACUAUCCAGUUCUAGUUAUUCAGUGUGAGUAUAAACCAGUGACAGUCAUGGAUGUUUUAGAUGUUUAACUUUGUACUGAAUUCUUAAAAGUAGAUUUUUUGUUAUGCUAAUUAUGUUGUUGUUUGAGACACACAUAUGAUUUAGAAAAUCAACUGGCAACAGCCACUUAAGUAAAACAUUUUUUUCUUUUUGUAAUUGUCUGCAGUACAUAUGCAGGGUAGAUGGAUAACAGGGGGCUUCAAUAACUACCACUGUAUUUCCUGGAUUCUGGCGAGGAAAAAAUAGUAUAAGAUUAUAGGUGGGCCACUGAUAUCACUGUAUGUGUGCAUGUGUUUGUGUGUGGGUGUCUUUUUUGGGUUGGUGAAGGGGCUAAGAUUUAAAUCUGGUUGGGUGACUACCACUUCUCCUCAGUCAGUUUAAUAAAUUAGAGUAGAAGAGUGGAAUUUCCAAUUAAACACAAACAAAAUAAAAAUGAUACAAACUCAGUUAAUUCAUUUCAAAUUGAUUGAACUAUUAAAACAUAUCAUAUGUAUAUACUGACAUGAGUUGAAGUGAAGUCUACUCCAACCCUGUUUCUGUCAAUGGGUGAAGGUUCACCUGACAUGGAAAAAUUCAAAAGAAGUCAUGUAGUAGUGUAUUAGACCUUUUUUUGUUGUAGUAUGUGUCAGUCUAGUUGUGAUGCAGUAAUUUCUAUAGUGCCUUUCACUGACACAGCCUGGCUUGACCAAUCUACAGACACACAGGGAGAGAGCUGGCACAAUAAACGUGAAAACAGGCAAAUAAGUAGUUGAAUGUAUCAAAAUAUACUAGACAAUUGAGGAAUGUAUGAUCUUAAUUCAUUCAUAAUUAAUGUUGGUGGUUGAAAAGCCUCACCUUAAACUGCUUGUGUAUGUGAAUCUGUUACAUUAUUCUAACAGCUGAUGUUUAUCUGUUCACAGUGGGCUAGUUGCUGUUUAAUUUCCAAUACUUUUUUAACUAAUAUACCGCAUUCCAAACUCUUUUAACAGCCUCACAUUUCAGCAGUACAAGUAUCCUUAUUGUGUGUCUCUUUAUUUGAGCAAGCCAGUUGCUGUCACAGUGUUUUUGUAUCAUUCAUAUUACCACGUAACACCAUUCACCUGUGAUUUUUUUAUAUGAAUUUUACAUUUAGCAGUGUUGCCUCAGAGCUGACACAGAUAGUCUAUAGUCAACUUGUUUGCUGUAGUAUUUUGUGAAUAUUAUUGUGAAAAGCCUCAGAAGCAACCCUACUGCAUUUUAAAGAAGAAAAAAAGCCCAACAGUUUUUUUUGCGACUGUAGCACAAAAAUAUUAACUUCUGAAUGUCUUUUUGUUGCCUUGCAGUUUUGUACUUGCUCUGCUCCCUUUAAACUUUGAAAUAGGGUUAUAGAGGUUGCAUAGUGCUGCAGUUCAUGUCAAGUGUGUAACUUGUAAAGCACCAUAUAGCUGCAAUACAGGACAGAGACUGUUUUUAACAGCCUAGCCUCAAGCUGAGAAAUAUUAAUAGUCUGUGAUGUCAAAUAUUGAUUAAUCCUACUGCAUAAACUGUGGGCUGGACGCCGGGUCAAAGCUCGGUUUGAAAUGCCUUCUUAUCCUGUAAUCUGUGAUAGAUAAAUGGAUGGUGUGUCUGAAAUCUCUUACUGCAUCUGCUACAAUGGCAUAGAGUGAUAAUGCACAAAAUAUCCACUAAAUAACAAGCUUUCAGAUAUAGCCACUGAUGCCUUCAAAACAAAACUUCCUCCUUUAAAUGCAGUACUUGCCCCCUUUGAGCACUCCAAUAAGUUAAAUAGGAAUCAACAAAAGCACUCCACUGUCCUGCAGUGCACAUUCAGAAACCUUACUGGCCUGGGACUGAUUUGAUGUAAAGGAGACUAAAACAGCAAUACAUCGAUAAAAAAUGGCACAAGGAAUGCUUGUGUUUUGAGCAUUAUGGUCCACUCCCAAAUAGUCACAUUCCUUGUAAACAUAACUAUAACACAAACUAUUGGAGCAUUGCAUCCAAACCAGAAUGUAAAAUCAAGGAAAUCGUAGACCUAUUGGGUCCUGAAGUGCACUUCCCAGAUAAUGCCAAGGCAUCAAUCGUGGCGCUGACCAGUCCUGCCUUAUACCGCCUCUUGAGUAUUCCAGAGAGGAAAAUGUCAUCAUCAGAACGGAAACGGUUAAACAAACAGAGAUGCUUUGCAGGUGAUUUUAAUAACACAAUCUCUAUGGGAGAAGCACUUUCCUAUCCUGUAUACAUCUUGAUUCAUUAAACGUAUUUAGACAAUUCAUUUUUGAUUCAUACUAGUGACCCUUUUUAUUUAAAUACACUGUUUUUAUUUUGUGCAGGAUCUGUCUUCAUUUUUUGUCAUCUGGCACUUGUGUUGUUCUUCUGGAAAUGUGUAAAAAAAUGUUCGCGGAGUCAAUUAAACAGUUUUUGUGGGA
Molecule: messenger RNA, 4216 nt
Organism: Sander lucioperca (pikeperch)
Lineage: Eukaryota; Metazoa; Chordata; Actinopteri; Perciformes; Percidae
Product: protein TsetseEP
Exons: 12
Coding region: 237-1313 (358 amino acids)
Source: RefSeq, a predicted model, not a curated record